Molecule: messenger RNA, 2017 nt
Organism: Syngnathoides biaculeatus (alligator pipefish)
Lineage: Eukaryota; Metazoa; Chordata; Actinopteri; Syngnathiformes; Syngnathidae
Gene: fosl1a
Product: FOS like 1, AP-1 transcription factor subunit a
Exons: 5
Coding region: 181-1191 (336 amino acids)
Biological process (GO): regulation of transcription by RNA polymerase II
Cellular component (GO): nucleus
Molecular function (GO): DNA-binding transcription factor activity, RNA polymerase II-specific; RNA polymerase II cis-regulatory region sequence-specific DNA binding
Source: RefSeq, a predicted model, not a curated record
CAGACUAUGAUUUCUAGGUGAGUGACUAAGCAGCAUAUGACACACCGACGGUCGUUUCUAGACGUUUAAGGAUCAGUGGAGAAAAAACAAGACGUUUAUUGCCUGGGCUUCACCCCUCGGAUUCGUCGCUGCUUGGACUCGACCGUCUUGCCGCCCUCCAUCGAGUGGCUUCGCUAGAGGAUGUACCGAGGUCACGGAAGAGGCAUCCCGGCGUACUCGAGCGGCGCUUCUGGGUCAAACGCUUCUUCCCUGGAAAGCACCACCACUUCCACUACACAAGAGCAGAAGUUCACCAUGUCUGGCCCAGGCCAGUUUGUGCCCAGCCUCAACGCCAUCACGACCAGCCAGGACCUCCAGUGGAUGGUCCAGCCCUCCCUCGUGCAUCCACCGGGCCCGGCCCGAUCCCCGGUUCCUCCGUACCCGUCCCUCUCCAGGACUCGCCCGCAGGGUCCGCCGCCACCUCUUCCGCCGUCGUCCCAUUCGCACUUCAUCCGGCCUGGCGUCAUCAGAGCGAGCGCGAACCCGGUCCCCGGUUCCACCCGCCGCCGCAACGACGAACACUUGUCUCACGAGGAGCUGGAGAGGCGUAGAAUAAGGAGAGAGCGCAACAAACUGGCAGCGGCCAAAUGUCGCAAUCGCCGCCGGGAACUGACAGACACGCUGCAAAACGAGACGGAGCAGCUCGAGGACGAAAAGUCCCGUUUGCAAAAGGAGAUCGCAGAGUUGCAGAAGCAGAAAGAGAAGCUGGAGCUGGUCCUCGAGGCUCACCGUCCCAUCUGCAAAAUCCAGGACUCCGACUCGGAUUCCGAGGCCAGCGCCGCCCUCUCAUCCCUGACGGGCAUCAAGAUGGAGCCCGAGGACUACAGCGCGGCGGGGCCCUCGCGCGCGAAGCAGCCGGCGAAAGCGGAAAAGGCCAAGCCCAAGAUCACCAUCCCCACCAAGGCAUCCCCGACAUCCUCGGCGGUGACCCUCGCGGUCAGCCAAGAGUCCGAGUCCCUGCACACGCCCAUCCUGAUGUCCACGCCCUCCCUCACCCCCUUCACGGCCAGCAUGAUUUUCACGUACCCCUCGGCCCCCGUGGACGUCUCCCACCAGGCCCCGCAGCCUUGCGGCGUGGCGCACCGGCGCAGCAGCAGCAGCGGCGACCAGUCGGAUCACUCUUUGCACUCGCCCACCAUUCUCACACUGUGAGUGACGACAAGAUUGGAACUGAUUGGGCUUCAUUUCAUCAUUUCAUGUUUUUUUUUUUUGGGGGGGGGGGGUCUCAAAUUUGGGUGUCCCACUGCGUUUUUUUGUGUGUUUUUUUUCACGGACCACCACAUAAUCCUAAUAUCAAUUUAACAUAACUACCAAUGCCAUAGGAAUGACGAACCUGCCCAUUUUUGAUAACUUUUCUCUAAUCUAAUUCUAUCUUUUAUUUUGAAAAGGUUUAUUUCUCUCUUUUAAAAAAAUGGGAAUAUAUCCUUGAAGAAAUGUCUUUUGUUCUAAGAAAAAGGACUCUAUUCCUGUAAUAACACCCCCCCCACACACACAAAAAUUACAACAAAAACAAAGAGCGACUUCAUUCGUUUGAGGGUGUCAUAUUUUUUUUCGCAAUCAUAUCACAGCUUUUAAUUGGCCCAACACGCAUUUUGAGAACCGCUGCUCUACUCAGGUGGCAUUGUCAUGAUCCACUUACUACGCUUUCACUACGUUUCUUUUCAAGAUACUUUAUACCUCUCCUUUUUUAAGUGGCACAAUUGUGUUGAAGAUGCAUGCAGAGUAUUUUAUCAAAGUAUAUUUUGGUAAUGUAACGUAAGAUUGCAUUUAAUGACAAUGUUGCAUCGCGGCAUGUAACGUUUUUAUGGAUGGGAAAGUCGUCCUCAGCUAUUUUUUUUUUUCUUCAUUUUACAUUUUAUUGACCACUAAGGCUGGGCCGUAGGAGUUGAUAGCGAGCAUAUUUAUUUGUGAGAGGGUAAUAUAUUUUUGAUAACGGGUGGGCAGUGCCUUACUUUUCAGCUUUUAGCGCAGCAUUGUU